Lolium perenne is the source of this 1468-nucleotide messenger RNA. NCBI's taxonomy places the organism in Eukaryota, Viridiplantae, Streptophyta, Magnoliopsida, Poales, Poaceae. The record is from RefSeq and is a predicted model, not a curated record.
GCACCUUGAUCGCGGGCUGGGUCUGCCGGCCUCGCCCUUCUUCCGGCAAUUCCUCGACCACUUCGGCCUCCAGCCGCACCACCUGCCGGCCAACGCGUGCGUCCUCCUGAGCUGCUUCGUAGCGUUCAUGGAGGCUUACGCCGGCUUGUGGCCCGACAUCGACUUCUGGAGCCGGCUCUUCUUCUUGAAGGCGCAGACCAACGACGGCCGCCUGCGAGCCUGCGGCGCCGCCUCGAUCUACACCCGGCCUGGUACGCCUUUCCCCAAGAUCCCCACCGUCGACUCGGUGAAGAACUGGCAAAUGUCAUUCUUCUACGUGCGCAACGAGGGGGAGCUCGUCGACCGGAUCAACCUGCCGGAGUUCAAUCCGGCUCCUCCAGUCGGCCGGAUCAACUGGAGCCACAACGCCCGCUCGACGGACCAGAACGCCGAGGUGAACCUGCUCUGGGAUCUCCUGGCGACAGCCACCGCCGGGCGGGCUGACCGCCGAAGAUCUUCUCUGCACUAUCGCCGAGCGCCGGGUGCUGCCGCUCCAGAUGCGCACCCACAAGAUCGGGCACAUGUCCGGCCGGCUCGAUCCGAACCGGACGUCUAAGGUGCCGCUCACCAAGGCCCAGGUGGCCAGCCGGGUGAACCACAUCACCAAGGCGAACCUGGCGGAGGACUGGAGCUACGGGCUGGUGCCCUGCGACAGGAACCAUCCACCGGCGCGGGUUUUUGAGCGCCAGAACGUCGAGGACGGCGACCUGGCGACGAAGAGGUGGACGCCGGAUCUCGUCGAUCCGGCUGACCAAGCCGGCGAUCACGCCGGCGACGACGACCUGCCGCAGGCGCCUGAUCUAGGCGGCCAGGGGGAGCACAAUCCGCCCCCUUCACCAGAGCACCAGGAGGAGGAGGAGCCGGCGACGUCCGGCACGGGGCCAAUCCCCGCCGUGCCUCUGCGCUCGAGGCCGCCAAGCACCACGGCGACUUCGGCGCCCAAGGGCACGAAACGAGCCGGCUCCACCGCCGCCUUGGAGGCGAAGGCGAAGAAGCAGCGCCGGCAGCAGCCGAAGAAGGUCCCGGAGCAAGCCGGGGCCCCUAUCAAGUUUGCCCAGGGCGGCGGCUCCCGGCAAGCUCCGCGCGUUGUGUCCCCGCUUCCGCGCCAGAGGAGGGAGCAGACGCCGCAGCCUUCCUCGCGCGCACCUACGCCGCCGCCGCCUGCGACAGGGGCUUCUUCCUUCGCCGUGCCGUUGGCCUCCGCGCCAGAUCGCGGCACGCGGGUCGAGCCAACGCGGCAGCCGACGCUGGACGACAUGUUCCCGCGCCGGACGCCUCUUCUCGGACCCAGCCGCCGGGGCCGGGCGGGGCAUGCCGCCUUCAAACGGAGCCGGAGCCGGCGGGGCUGCUCCUAGGACCGGCGCCGGCAGGGCCGCGCCGCCGCGGCCGGAGCCGGCAGCAGGCCCACCGUGGUGGAGUUGGACGAGAG